UCAGUUUUAAAACAUUAACAAUACGAGUCUUGACUUGAACAGCCAUAGUCAGCUGGUUGUCGUCGCUAGAUAGUUUCUUUGUGUGUGAGUGUGAUCGAAGUUCCAAAAGAACUACAAAGUAUUAAAUCAGUGUAAAAUGGCAAACGUCAAUGUAAUGUCAGGCUCUACAAGCAUUGAUAGAGAAGACUGUCAAUUUACGUGGACGAUUAAAAAUAUUAAUUAUAAAGAUUUGAAAGAAGGUGAAAGUUUAGAAUCACCGAUAUUCAGUGCUGCAUGUGAUAAGAAAUUUUACUUCCGAUUGAUCGCUGAAAAGAUACAGUCAAAUGCAACGGACAUUCCUGUAUCGAUCAGAAGUUUAUAUUUAUGCACCAAAGAUAUAUUAAACGAGAUCAGAUGUGACUAUCGCAUUAUCAUUAAUGUAGAUGGAAGAUUCAAGAUCCAGACUUCUGGUACAAUAAAAAUUCUUGACGCCGAUACAACAUACAAAAUAAAAGAUAGCUGUAUGAGCAGCGGUUAUUUUUGGUCUGAAAAUGUAACGGAAAUUGUAUGUAAUUUAACAUUAUCCAGAGGAAAUUCAACUUCAUACAUGAACUCCAAAUCAAUAGCCAAUGACAACAAAGACACGAUACCGAAAAUAAAAUUCGAUUGGGCAUUUCUUGACAUAGAAUUAAGUGAUGUUAAGCUACGAACUGCAUCUGGCAAAGAAAUUCCCGCGCACAGACUAAUACUCGCAGCUAUCAGUCCAGUGUUCAAAGCCAUGUUUACACAUGAUAUGAUAGAAAACAAAAACCAAUUAGUUGACAUGGCUGAUGUUAGUCAUGAAACUGCAGUUGAAAUGCUACGUUAUAUUUACACAGGUAGUGUUGCAAACAACAAGACUUCCUUGACAAUUAACCUUUUGGCAGCCGCUGACAAGUAUCAACUUCAAGAUUUAAAAAAUAAGUGCGAACAACAAUUGAGCUCCAACUUAUCAACUAAAAAUGUUUAUGAAAUGUUAAACAUUGCUAAUAUGUAUAGCGCGAAGAAUUUGAAAAAAGAAGCAGUGGAUUUGGUUAAACGUAAUAUAAACAGUUCAUUGGACUAUGAUGAAAUAAGUAAUAUGCUUCUCGGUACAACGCUAUCAGUUUCAAAGUAAUUAAAUAAUUUUCUUUUGUACACAUUUUACUUAAACGUUUGUUAUUUCUAUGAUCCAAAUGUUAUAAUUGUAGUUCUGAUCAAAAAAUUUAAAAUUUCAAAUCGAAAAUUAAUAAAGUCAAAGUUUACUUUAUCCA
This is a messenger RNA of Trichogramma pretiosum, 1271 nucleotides long. RefSeq names its product speckle-type POZ protein B-like. Lineage: Eukaryota; Metazoa; Arthropoda; Insecta; Hymenoptera; Trichogrammatidae. Gene Ontology annotation, biological process: proteasome-mediated ubiquitin-dependent protein catabolic process; regulation of proteolysis. The record is from RefSeq and is a predicted model, not a curated record. The transcript has a single exon. Bases 137 to 1135 code for a protein of 332 amino acids. Gene Ontology annotation, cellular component: cytoplasm. Gene Ontology annotation, molecular function: ubiquitin protein ligase binding.